Saccostrea echinata is the source of this 3764-nucleotide messenger RNA. RefSeq names its product nuclear cap-binding protein subunit 1-like. Lineage: Eukaryota; Metazoa; Mollusca; Bivalvia; Ostreida; Ostreidae. The transcript has 23 exons. Bases 51 to 2423 code for a protein of 790 amino acids. Gene Ontology annotation, molecular function: RNA cap binding; mRNA binding; protein binding. The record is from RefSeq and is a predicted model, not a curated record. Gene Ontology annotation, biological process: mRNA export from nucleus; nuclear-transcribed mRNA catabolic process, nonsense-mediated decay. Gene Ontology annotation, cellular component: nucleus; nuclear cap binding complex.
GACUUGCAACUUGCCGGGGAUUUUUUCUACCAAUAUUUUAUUCACUGAGAAUGUCUCGUCGUCGAAGAGAUUCAAGUGACGAAGAAGAUGUGGGACAUUCUGCAAGAAAACGCAGACGAGGUUCAGAAAAUAUUGACAUUGAGGAAAGACUGGAAUCCCUCAUUACCAGAGUUGGUGAAAAGAGCACAUCCUCCUUGGAAAGUAACUUGGAAGGACUUGCGAGUGUGCUGGAGGCAGAUCUGGGGAACUACAAAACCAAAAUAAUGAGAAUUCUGUGUUCCUGUGUUGUUAAACUCCCAGAGAAAAUGGCUGUGUACACCACUCUGAUUGGUCUACUAAAUGCUAAGAAUUACAACUGUGGGGGAGAGUUUGUUGAAAUGCUUGUUAGAAAUCUAAAGGAGGCUCUGAAGACUGGGGAGUAUGAAAAUGCUAAGUUACAAGUUCGAUUCCUUGCUGACUGUGUCAAUUGUCAUGUGAUCGUGGCUGGGUCACUGUUGGCUUUGUUUGACAAUUUUAUUGAAGUGACACUGGAAGACAACAUUCCACAGGUGCGCUCAGACUGGUACGUUUAUGCAGUGCUGUCUGCUCUGCCUUGGGUUGCAAGAGAAUUGCAUGAAAAGAAAGAGUCCGAGUUCAACAAACUUUUAUCAACUAUUGACAACUACAUUAGCAAGAGACAGAAGAUACAUGUUCCAGCCUUGAGAGUGUGGGUGUCUGAUUUUCCCCAUCCUCAAGAAGAGUACUUAGACUGCCUUUGGGCCCAGAUUAAGAAUAUGAAGUCCAACAAAUGGUCAGAGAAGCAGAUCAUGAGGCCUUAUCUGGCAUUUGAUGGAGUGUUGUGUGAGGCACUACAACACACUCUACCCCAGAUAAUCCCUCCCUCACACAAUGAAGAGAGUACAUAUCCCCUCCCCAAAGUCAUCUUCAGGAUGUUUGACUACACAGAUGUGCCAGAGGGCCCUGUAUUACCUGGUAGUCACUCCAUAGAGAGGUACCUAAUAGAGGAACAGAUUGACAGAAUAAUCAGUACAUAUUACGUGGAGCGCAAAGACUGUGCUGCAGCUUUACUAAGCUUUCCUUCCAAAAAUAAGAUCCCCCUCAAUUACAUGAUAGUGGAGGUGGUGUUUUCUCAGCUGUUUCGACUGCCAGUACCCCCCUCCUUGGAAAUUUUCUAUGGGUCUUUACUGAUAGAGCUAUGUAAGCUGCAACCAGGCUCCAUGCCACAAGUUUUAGCACAAGCCACUGAAAUGCUGUAUGAAAGAAUUGACACUAUGAAUGUUACCUGUAUUGAAAGAUUUGCCAACUGGUUUGCUUAUCAUUUGAGUAAUUUCCAAUUCCGCUGGAGCUGGGAUGAUUGGUCCACCUGUUGUCAGAUGGACCCUGAAUUACCCAAACCCAAAUUUGUCAAAGAGGUCCUUCUAAAAUCUUUAAGAUUAUCGUACCACCAGCGAAUAGCAGAAAAUGUCCCUGAAAGCUUUGAAGCACUAAUCCCUGAGAAACCCCACCCUCACUUCAAAUAUGAGAAGGAGGGAGCAGGUUCAAUGCCUGGUACUAUGGUGGCCCACCAACUGAUGGCUGCAAUCAAGUCCAAGUGUACCCCAGAGGAAGCUAUGGUAUUGCUGAAAGAUCUGCCGAACCCACUCAGCGAGGAGGAGAGUGACCCUACGUAUCACCCUCUCAGAAUAGAUGUCUUUGUCUCAGUUUUACUUUACCUUGGCAGCAAGUCAUUCAGUCAUUCAUUUGCUGCUAUAGCUAAAUUUCAUCAUAUUUUAAAGCUUCUAGCUGACACAGAGGAGGGACAGAUUUGGUUACUCCGCACAAUGUUUGAAAUCUGGAGCUCACAUCAGCAGAUGAUGGUUGUUCUUGUUGACAAGUUACUGAAGACUCAGAUUGUUGAACCCUCAGCUGUGGCUAAUUGGUUGUUCUCAAGUGAAAUGCAACCAGAGUUUACCAAAUUUUAUGUUUGGGAAAUAAUGCAUGCGACAAUAAGAAAGAUGAGUAAACAAGUGGACAAACUACAGCAGGAUGUGGAGGACUCAAAGGACAAACUGGAGGCAGCAAAAAGAAAGCAAGCAGAUGGUUUGAUGGAGGAUGAAGAUGAAGAAGUGCCAACAGACGAAAUUAUCGAAAGAAUGGAGGAAAGGCUGGAAGCUGCUCAGAACCAACAGAAACGACUCUUUCUGAUUAUUUUCCAGCGAUUUAUUAUGAUCCUGACUGACCAUUUAGCAAAGUGUGAAGGAAAUGGGAUUGAUUACAAUACACCAUGGUACAAGUGGGUUAUUGAACGAUUACAACAAAUAUUUUUGCUGCACCAUGAGCUGGUCUUCAGGUAUAUCAGUACUCUGGAGUCUCUACUGUUCACAAGUGACAUUGACUUUCACAUCCUGGAAGUAUUCCAACAGUUUUGUGCUCUUCGUUCAUAGCUCCAUCUUCAUUAACUUCAUAAAGGCUUUUGGCUUCAUUCAUUUAUGUUCAAUGGAAUUGAAAUAUUCAAUGAGAUUGAAUCAUCAAUAAAUAUCUCAACUGCAAAGAUUUCACUGAAUGUCCUGAAGUUCAACACAUCACUUCUACAUGUUGUAUGAACAAUUUAUUGUGUUUAUAAAAGGUAAAAAAAAAAAAAAUCUAAAUGUAUAAUUUUUAGGGAUGUCAAAUCAGUCAAUAUAGGUCACUCGGACGAUUUUCUGAUCGAGAACCCAGGUACUUGGUAAAAACGUAACUGCAAGUGUGUAUUAGUGUUAAUUUUCCUGAGACCAGUUAAGCCCUGUUUAACCCCAAAAAUGUUUUUUUUUAUUACGUUUCUAAUGCAUGUAUAUAAACAUCAAGCCCAACUGAAAAUGAUUUUUGGGGGGUACUAAAUUUAUUUAUCAAAUGAGCACAAGACAUCCAUUAACACUAAUAAUUACAAUUUACAGUUCAUGUUUAGGAAGACAAUUCGAUCAAUACAAGAGGAGGAAAAUUUGUUACACAGCUUUGUAAUGAUUAGACUAGUGAAAGAAAAUAUAUAUCUUUAAAAAAACGCACAUUUUUGGGAUCGGUAGUUGUAUAUUAUUUUAUCUGUUGGUUGUUUACCCUGUAUUUGCUAAAUUCACUCAUGAUAGCUGACUUUUAACAUUUUUUGAAUCUUAGUUAUUUCUAAAUAUUUCUUCACUUCUGAAGUGGGUUGAGGCAUCUCUGUGUAUGUCCAAUUUCACGACCGUAUACUAACUAAAUAAUUUAAAAAUAAUAGAACAUAAAUAAACGAUGUUCAUUGAAAACAUCCAAAAAUUAAUUGACAGAACAGCUAUGUACCAGGUGAUUGUGCACGUUAAUUACUGUAUGUACACAGCCACAGGUGAUAACGGAUAUUUAGUGGUGUAGGUGACAGCACGCUAAUUACUGUAUAGAUAAUGGACAAUGCAUAUUUUAGUGGGUUUUUUUUGAUGUUUUUGAUAAAUAUAUGCACUUUGAAAUAUGAAAAAAUAUACAUCCGAGUAACUGAGCACCAAUUUUAGUAUUUGAUACUCAAACGUUCGAUCGAGUACCGGUAAACUGGGUACUCUAUGUUGACAUCCCUAAUAAUUUUGUCUUUCGGACAAUCAAUGUAGGUAAUUUUGAGUUUUUUGAUAAAGAAUGACAUUUCUUAUUUUUUUAUUUUAUGAGAAUAAAAUCACAUUGUACAUGUAUCUGGGUCAAAACUCAACUUGAAACAAUAGAUUACAUUUUCUGUAAUGGACUUAAGCAACAUUGUGAAGUGCUCAUAAAUAAAGAUUUUUUUAAACAUGGAA